AUGCGUAGUUUAGUGGAGUUUCCAAAAUUUUCAGCAGCCCUAAGUGUCAGCCCCCUAGAGCACAAGAUCGUCAUGGCCGCGAAAGGAGAUAAGAUCGAGAAGAUCAUCACUCGUCUGCAGGACAGGAUCGCUGAAGGCCAAUACUACGAGGCCCAGCAGCAAACCCGGGUCGUGGCAGCCCGCUACAUCAAGGCGAAGAACUGGGACGCCGCAAUCGACAUCCUCUAUGGCGUCGCGCAGUCGAUGCUGAAGGCUGGCCAGGGCGGCAGCGGUGGUGACUUGUGCAACCUGCUCGUUGAUGUUUACAAACAGGCGGAGCUGAAGCCCGACCCAACGUCCAGGGGGAAGCUCUUGACUUGUCUGAGGUUAUUUGACAGCGAGGAGCCGACAAGGAAGAAGUUCAUCGGGGAGAUGAUUGCAUGGUCUGCCAAGUUUGGAGAAUACCCCGCCGGCGACCCAGAGCUGCACCACGUUGCUGGUUCACUCUACGCAGAAGAGCAUGAGGCAUAUGAGGCGGAACGACACUUGGUAUUAGGUACGAAAGACUCUGCCGAGAUCCUGACACGGAUGGAAUACGAGUGGUACAAAGAAAACGAGACGCACACCGCCGGCAUUUACGCUUCGCGGGCUGUCCUCCCCUAUCUCCUGCUUGCCAACGUCCGAGCCGCGAACACUGCCUACCGCACCUUCACCAGUGCCCUAGUCGAGGAUAAUAAGGGCCUUGGAGUACAAGACGUCAGCAGUAAUAACCUCGACAUUCGCAUCUUUCCUAGCCUUCCGCUCCUCAACUUUCUUGGCCUGCUGCUCCUUGCUGUGCAGAGAGGAAACCCCGAUAUGUUUAAGCAGCUGCAGAGCAAAUACGCGACUCAUAUUGCUGAGGUUGGCGCGUGGAAUGAGUCGCUGGAGAUGAUUGCCGAGAUGUAUUUUGGGAUACAACGGCCGCGCCAGAGCAACCCUCUCUUCGACAUGAUGGGUAGCUUGUUCGGAGGAGGUGCUGGGGGUGCCGGCGCAGGUGCGUCUCGGAAGCCGCCCGUGAGGCGGGUCGAGGCCCCGACUGCUGAGGGUCUGGACUAG
Messenger RNA from Phaeoacremonium minimum UCRPA7, 1074 nucleotides. RefSeq names its product putative duf410 domain-containing protein. The record is from RefSeq and is a predicted model, not a curated record. Gene Ontology annotation, cellular component: cytosol; TRC complex. Lineage: Eukaryota; Fungi; Ascomycota; Sordariomycetes; Togniniales; Togniniaceae. Gene Ontology annotation, biological process: protein insertion into ER membrane. The transcript has 3 exons. The coding region runs from base 1 to 1074 and encodes 357 amino acids. Gene Ontology annotation, molecular function: protein binding.